Messenger RNA from Chelonia mydas (Green sea turtle), 2648 nucleotides. It is a transcript of the gene IQCC, whose product is annotated as IQ motif containing C. The transcript has 5 exons. The record is from RefSeq and is a predicted model, not a curated record. Bases 757 to 1449 code for a protein of 230 amino acids. Gene Ontology annotation, molecular function: protein binding. NCBI's taxonomy places the organism in Eukaryota, Metazoa, Chordata, Testudines, Cheloniidae.
UAGUGGGUGUCUAAUGUGAGACACCUGAAUGGAGCCUGAUUUCCAAAAAAUGCUGAGCGUGUUCCAGCUCCUUUACAAUGUCUUGGGUUAGGCUCCUAAAUCCUGAGGCUUGUUAUGGUCUUGCAAAUCGCUCUCUGCCUCAGUUAGCCCAUCUGUAAAAUGGGGCUGAGGCUGAAUGGAGGAGGCAUGGGGAUAAAGCACUGGGAGCUACUCUACCCCAGACAAAGAGGCAAAGAUUCCCUUGGAAAGCAGGAGGUUCAGGGUAGGGGUGCACCCAGAAUUUUGCUAAGGAGGAGGCCAGGGUACUGGCCCAGCUACCCCAAACCUGAGGGGCAGAGUGACGCCCUCUGCUUGGUCAUAAUGUCACUUGUAUUUGGCCCAGCCACCCCUCCAUCCUGCCAACGGGAAUGGGGCUCUGCUGUGAGAUCACCCAGCUGGUCAGGAGGCAAAGAGGGGGACCCCCUUAUACCCUUCCAGAGGGUCACUACCUUUGACUGGCUAGGGGUUCAGAGCGGGGAGCCCCCAGCCUGUGUGGCACUUGGACAUGGGGCCACUCACUGCCCUUCCCCCUGCUGGCCAGUAAUGGGUCUCCUCCCCGCACGUGCCCGCAAGAGGGCAGUAUCUAGGGGCCACUGCAGGGCGGGGGGCGGGAGGGAAGGAGGCGGAAGAGCCAAUCCCCCGCCUGCUGUCGCCACUCGAUGACGCCAUCGGCCGGAGCCCGGUUACCAGGCAGCUGCAGCGGCGGUUCGGGGGGAGAUGGCGGCGGAGCAGCAACGGCUGGUGACGAGGCUGCAGGCCUAUGUCAGGGGUUAUCUUGUGAGGAAGAGGUUCCAUAGCUUACAGGAGGACUAUGAGAACACGGUAAAGGAGAUUGAAGGGGAUUUGGGUCAGUUGCAGUGGAAAGGACGCUUCAUACCAACGCCUUUCUUUCCUCAAAAGAAGCAGAUGAAAGUAAAGCGAUUAAUUGAUCAGGAGUCUGGAUCCAAAGACCAGAACAACACUGAUAAAGGGCAGCAAAAGCUUUGUCCUCUUGAGACACUAGAACCAGAAAAGGACUGUGACUGUAGGAGUUACUUGAAACCUCCAGCCCAGCUUCAAGGUGAGGAGAUGGUUUCAAGAGGUGAAAGCAACAGAGUGAAGCAAAAUCCAGAGUGUGCUGCAGAUAAAUCCACUGGACAGGACUGCAGCUUGUCAGGGGAGAAUAUGGAAUGGAAGAACUAUAGCAAUGCAUCAUCUGUAUGGAGCAGCACUGUUCCGGAGACAGGGUCUACUGCAGUCAGCCAGGAGCUCCCAUCCAAGAGCAUAAAACAGGAGCUGCCUCAAACUCUUCCUGACCUCCAGUGCUAUCGAAAUCACUUGGCCAUGGAGCUGCUGUGGCUGCAACAAGCUAUCGUGAGCCGUAAGAAUUAUUUGAUCCUGAGGCAAAGACUGGGGACUCCCGAGCGAUAGGAAACUGUUUCAGAGGGAUGCAGAGUAUGCUCACCUUGUAAUGGAGGAGCAGCGUUCUCUGGGACUAGCUGGACUGUGUCCCAUCCACUGCAGGAGGGGAAUCCUCACGUGAGCAGCAUGAACUGCAGCUGCCUGGGAAAGCACUAGCUCCACUGUGGCAUAGACGUUCUUCAUGGUUAACUUGUGACUUCCACUGGGACUUUGUCACAUUCAUCAGAAUAAGAAUUAGUUACAAUGAAGAUGUUUAUUUUUAAACUUGAAAACUCUUGGUGAAGACAGGUGUUAAAUAUCUGCCCCACGCUAAGGAGGACAUUAUAUGUACUGAAGGGGUUAUUACUCAGCCCUCACCCGGAAGAACCCCAUUUCUGCUGACUGAGCCUGAGAGGGAAAUCUCAGCCAGACUGAUUUGUUUAUGUACUUUUCUUUAAAUGAUUAGUUGAUGAUUUGUGGUUGAACUGAUCUGCAGGGAAGCAGCCUGGUGCUUUGAACACGAGGAAUGGGCUCCCCUCCACAGAGUAGGAAUGGCUUUUUGUAGUCCGCUUACUGAGCCAUGUAUUUGGAAAGAGUCUGUCUCCCAUAUACCAUGACUCUGUUCUCAAGACUUGGAGAUCCCAAAAUACUCCAUGCCAAACCCUGCAGACUUCUCUCCAGCAGAAUGCCAACCACAAGAUUUGGCCCUGGGUGUACAGAAUGUAUUCUCUAACCAGAUGCUUUUCCCAAUGUGCUUUGUUGCCUGUUCUAAUGGUCAACCCAUGAACGACAGAAAGGGGAUUUUUCCCCAUGGCAUGGUUGAUCCCUAUCCCAGACCCUUAACACUUUGUGAGUACAGAUGCUCUGGGUUCUAUCUCUUUCCACGUGCAAUCAUACACAUAUUUAAUGUAGAGUCUGGAACUAUUCCAAUGAAAACUGUGUCAGUUCCUGAACAUACUCAUUUGUUCUCCAUUUUUGUUUCUGAAUAAAAUAUGGUCUCUCCCCAGAUUUGUCUCUGCCAUUGGCUGGGCUAGAUGUUGUCUUGAUCCCUCCACCUAGCACAGACGCUAUCCAGUGAAAAGCAAAGCAAGCCUAACCUCAGCUGUAAUGUCAAAUGCUAGGGAUGGGCAGAGGCUAUUGCUUCAGAUGACAGAGUAUAUGUUGAAGGAAAGCUCUCCAGGUUGUAACCUGUUCACGAUGUAAAUAAAGCUGUUGGAUGCAUCCUUUAA